AUGAAUGUGGUAUUGCUGGAUUCAAGGACCGUGGGGAUAUCUGGAAACAUUGAGCAUGAUCCACGGACAGUUGGCAGCAAUGGAAAUUCUGAGGAGGUUUUGCCAGAUUCAGGGACCGUUGGGAUGUCUGGAAACAUUGAUGUUGGGAUGACUGGAAAUAUGGAGGAAUUGAAUGGUGAUACUGGGGUUACUGAGAGUGUUGAUGCUGUUGCUCUUGGGCUCGGUUUGUCUAUGAUGGAGCUUUGGUUAAUAUGGAAAGAAGACUUGCAAAUAUCGGUUAUUAGUUAUAGUGCCCAACAUGUGACUGUUUCUAUGAGCAUGGAUUCUCGGCAAGUUAUUUCUGUGCUGUAUGCUAAAUGUAAUCAUGUAGAAAGAAGGGAGCUUUGGAGAUUGUUACAACUUGAUGUAGUCCAAGAUGCACCUUGGUUAUGCCUAGGUGACUUUAAUAUUAUUUGUGGGGAGGAGGAACAUCAUGGUGGUAGACCAAGAUUGCGAGUUGCCAUAGAUGAAUUUAAUGAAUUUAUUGAUAAUUGUGGUUUCGUUGACAUGAAAGCUGUAGGGAGUAAAUUCUCAUGGUGUAAUGGUCAGAGGGGUCUAGCUCAGAGUUGGUCAAAAUUAGAUAGAUGUUUAAUGAAUGCCGUGGCUGCAAGUGCUUUUCCGGAUGCUUUAUGUAAAUAUAUGCAAAUGUGGGUGUCUCAUAGUAAUUUUUGGGAUGUGGUUAACGAUACUUGGAAUGCUUCGAUUGAGACUAUGGGUCUUCCUGGCCUUGCUACCAAGUUAAAGAAAGUGAAAAUAGUCUUAAAGGAUUGGAAUCGUCGUAUUUUUGGCCAUACGGAGACAAAGAUCCAAGACUUGGAAACUCAAAUUGAACAGUUGGAAAGCCAACUCCAGGAGGGUUUUUCAAAAGACACAGAGCAAGUUUUAUUGGGGGCCAAGGAAGAACUUGCCGUUUGGAUGAAAAAAGAAGAAACAAGGCUUUUCACAGCAGGAAAUCAGGCACGUGCUCCUAGAGAUCUUCUAGACUUGUCAAAUUUGGUGCAAAAUUCUAUUCUUGAGAAGGAAAAUGCUAACCUCCUUCAGCUCCCUUCAAUCCAAGAGGUUAAAGAGGCUAUGUUUUCUAUUCCUGUGGAUAGUAGCCCGGGUCUAGAUGGUUUUGGCUCUGGUUUCUAUAAGGCAUGUUGGGAUAUUGUUGAAGCUGAUGUAAUGGCAGUGGUUCCGGAAUUUUUCCUUGGCAUUCCAAUGCCGAGGUUAUACUCAGCGUCCUACAUUGUUCUCAUUCCGGAAAUGCAGAGGCCUACUGGUUUUGAUAAGUUCCGCCCCAUCAGUUUAUGCUCAGUGGUGUAUAAAGUUUUUUCCAAGAUUCUGGUUCGAAGAUUAUCUCCUAUCCUUAACAGAAUCAUCUCUUCAGAACAAGGUGCUUUCCUUCCUGGGUGA
Molecule: messenger RNA, 1434 nt
Organism: Carya illinoinensis
Lineage: Eukaryota; Viridiplantae; Streptophyta; Magnoliopsida; Fagales; Juglandaceae
Exons: 6
Coding region: 1-1434 (477 amino acids)
Source: RefSeq, a predicted model, not a curated record